GAUCAAGCCCGCUACAGUUCCCAUUCUACAUCGCUCGGCAGCCACCUCCUUCACCUCUGUAACUUAUUGCUAUCACUCAAAAUGGGAGCUGCAGAGCUGAAUAAGAAGAGCAAAAAGCGCAAGGCCGCUGACGAGGCUCCUGCCCCCGUCCCGUUCCCCGAAGACGUCGGUCUGGACAUGCACAGUGAAGACGAGGGUGGGGACGAGGCGGAAGCGGACGACGAGGACGAUGGGGAGGCGGACGAGUUCCCGGAGAUCGAUACACGGAGUGAUAGCGAGGGCGAAGACGGAAGCGCUGGAGACGAAGAAGAAGACGAGAGUGAGGACGAGGAGGACGAGGAAGAAUCCGAGGCGGACACGGAGGAUGACGACCUCCGGAUAUAUCCCAAACCAAAGACCGUCAUAUCUGACAUUACUGGUCAACCAAAACGCGUCUACCCGGAGAUUGAGCCAGACUACGACUCGGACUCAUCUACAGAAGACACACCCAAUCGAGUCGGUAACAUACCAAUGCAUUGGUACGACGAUCUGCCCCAUCUAGGCUACGAUAUUAACGGCAAGAAGGUCCUACGCGCUGCGCGGGGAGACGAGCUAGACAAAUUCCUCGAGACAGUCGAGGACCCGUCUGCAUGGACAUCUGCCUUCGACAAGAACAUCCAGAUGGACAAGCCUCUGACGGAGGAGGAGCUUGAUCUCAUCCGGAGAUUGCAGGAGAAUGAAAACCCUGAUGCUGGUUACAACCCUUACGAACCCACUGUUGAGUGGUUCACCGGCAAAGGCAAGGAAGAAGUCAUGCCUCUGUCUGCUGCACCCGAGCCUAAGCGGAGGUGGGUGCCUAGCAAGUGGGAGAAGCAGAAGGUCAUGAAAAUUGUCCGUGCCAUCCGUCAGGGCAGGAUUAUUCCCAACAAGCCCAAAACCGCCUCUUCACAACCCCAAUCCUACGCUAUUUGGAAUGACGAACCAUCUAACGUCCCCGCACCCCUUCCCGCGCCCAAACCCCGCCUUCCCACAAACGCCGAAUCCUACAACCCCCCAGAAGAGUACCUGCCUACUGAGGAAGAGCGCAAACAAUGGGAGGAGACCGACAAGGAGGACCGCGAGCGCGACUUCAUGCCGCAGAAGUACGGCGCGCUCCGUUUGGUGCCCGCAUACGACCAGUUCAUCCAGGAGCGCUUCAGCCGGCAGCUGGACCUCUACCUUGCGCCGCGUGUGCAGCGCGUGAAGCUCCAGAUCGAUCCGAACAGCCUCAUUCCGAAGCUUCCAAGCCCGAGCAGCUUGAAGCCCUUCCCCGUAUACAAGUCGCUGCAGGUAUCGCACGACGGGCAUCGUGUGAGGGCACUCUCUGUUAGCCCUGACGGUGCAUGGGCUGUCAGCGGCGAUGAGAACGGUAAUGUAGGCCUGUGGGAGGUGAUGGUCGGAAAGGAGGUGAAGAGGUGGAAGUUCCAGGGCAAGGUUGGUGCGGUCGAAUGGUGCCCGCGGACGGAUGUCAGCUUCUUCGUGGUGGGAAUUGAGGAACAGCUCCAUUUCAUCAUUCCGCCGAAUCUGUCCACGCCUAUACUGUUGGCUACACAAACUCUGCUGGCUCCCGCUACCCUGCCACCAGCCCCGGCGACACCAUCGCCUGUCAAAUGGGUCUCGACCGCAGCCGCUGCCUCAUCGUCGGACUCGCCCAUUCUCACCCUCCAUCUACCCCCGUCCUCGGGUUUGCCUAAGCAAGUUGUUUGGCACCGUAAAGGCGACUAUCUCUCGACAGUUUCGAGCGGCGAAGGCCAGGGCGGGGUUUGGAUUCACCAAAUCUCCCGCAGGCAUUCGCAAGCCCCCUUCAGGAAGGUCAAAGGCUCUAUCCAAUUGGUACUCUUCCACCCAACCAAACCCCAUUUCUUCGUCGCCACACAGCGCUACGUGCGCAUGUACAACCUCGCGGAGCAGAAGCUGCUGAAGACCCUGAUGCCAGGGAUCAGAUGGAUCUCGUGCAUGGACGUGCACCCGUCGGGCGACCACCUCAUCGUAGGCGGCUACGAUCGGAAGCUCUGCUGGUUUGACCUCGAGCUCAGCGACAAGCCGUACAAAAUCCUCAGGUACCAUACGCGCGCGCUUCGCUCGGUGCAUUUCCACCCGACCUACCCACUAUUCGCUUCGUCGUCCGACGAUGGCUCGAUCCAGGUGUUCCACGCACGCGUGUACAACGACCUAAUGACGAACCCUCUCAUCGUUCCGCUCAAGAUCCUGCGCGGGCACAACAUCAAGGACGGGCUGGGUGUACUCCAGGUGAGAUGGUGCCCGAGGCAGCCGUGGUUGGUGAGUGCGGGUGCGGACGGGGAGGUCGCGGUAUGGUGCAGUUAGUCGAGAGAGGCUGCCGGCGAAUCACUGGAAUCGGGUAGUGCAGUGGUUGGGUAUGUGUCUCAGUCUGUGUCUCUGCUGCGAGUUGCUACGUCCAAAUUUCAUUCUACCGGCGUUUCACUCUGGCA
Rhodofomes roseus is the source of this 2468-nucleotide messenger RNA. Its product is annotated as NUC169 domain-containing protein. Gene Ontology annotation, biological process: maturation of LSU-rRNA from tricistronic rRNA transcript (SSU-rRNA, 5.8S rRNA, LSU-rRNA); ribosome biogenesis. The transcript has 8 exons. NCBI's taxonomy places the organism in Eukaryota, Fungi, Basidiomycota, Agaricomycetes, Polyporales, Fomitopsidaceae. The record is from RefSeq and is a predicted model, not a curated record. Bases 82 to 2343 code for a protein of 753 amino acids. Gene Ontology annotation, cellular component: PeBoW complex; preribosome, large subunit precursor. Gene Ontology annotation, molecular function: ribonucleoprotein complex binding; protein binding.